This is a messenger RNA of Cercocebus atys (sooty mangabey), 7054 nucleotides long. Its product is annotated as histone-lysine N-methyltransferase SETMAR. Gene Ontology annotation, cellular component: nucleus. The record is from RefSeq and is a predicted model, not a curated record. Bases 3668 to 5722 code for a protein of 684 amino acids. Gene Ontology annotation, molecular function: nucleic acid binding; zinc ion binding; protein binding. NCBI's taxonomy places the organism in Eukaryota, Metazoa, Chordata, Mammalia, Primates, Cercopithecidae. The transcript is spliced from 3 exons.
UUUUUUUUUUUUUUUUGAGAUGGAGUCUGGCUAUGUUGCCCAAGCUAGCCUGGAAUUCCUGGCCUCAAGCCAUCCCCCAUCCUCCUAUCUCAGCUUCCCAAGGCGCUGGGAUUACAGACAUGAGCCACUGUGCCUGGCUGUGAUAGUUCUUAUUAAAAGGCUAAGAUGUUUCAAAUGCUAACAAAUACAUAAGUAAUUUCUGCUGACUUUUGUCCUUUCAUCACUGGCAAUAAAGUACAUCCCAGAAUAUUAAGCUUAGAUAAUGCUAGUGAAACUUUCAUAAAAGAAUGCCUUCUGAAUACAAAGCCAUGCAGAACUUCUUAAAAACCCUAACCAAAAAAGCAUAAAAACACCCCAACUAAAGACCACUUUUGUUAAUAAAUGUAAAGCUCAAAUAGUCAUACCUCAUAAUUUAGCCAAGGAUAACUGAACUUUUGAAAUGUCAGAGUUUUACCAUAUUGCAUUGUUUUCUUUUUUUUUUUUUAUUACUGAUCAGAUUAGUUUCUCUUCUGCCAGUGAAAAAUCCGAAAGAAAUCUGAAUAAUCAACGCAAUAUUCAGUUCCAAAACCUAUUUACGGAAAUCUAUUAGGGCAAUUCAUUAAUGUCCAGAAAUACAUUUUUCCCACCAUCUAUCAUUUUCAGAACAAAUUCUGAAGAUCAAGGUUCCUGGCCAAUGAAAAGCAGGUGUCUAGAGAAAAUAAGACAGAUUUCUAGACCCCGCAAAGUUGAAAGACCGACUGCUUGGCAUUCUGAAGAUUGGUUAUAACAGCCUGCAAACAUCCUCUCAUUAUUUUAAUCUCAUACUCUAUAAAAUACUUUUGGAUCCUUUGCCAGCAAGAUAAAAACAAAUUAAACAAAAGGGCCAAUAUGCACAAAAUAUCUUAUUCUGGAAGCACCACUGCUGACAGCUUCCGAAAAAAUAAAAUAAAGUGGAACUUUCAAAAAAACUUUCCAAAUAGCAGACAGUAUUACCAAGAAAGAGUCAAAAACUAAAAACGGCAUAACAGUCAGCAAAUACAGGAGUGUGGCUCUCCUCAUGGCUCUUAUAAUUCUUUUCUCACAACAUUCUUACAGUUUCUAUCACGUUCUGUAAGUAUACAGUUAUUUGUCCGUUACAUUGCAAGCCGAAACUCAGAGUAAGCUUGACCUGGAGCUCUAAUCAGUAGAAAUCACACACACAGAGAGACACACAUACACACACACUCUCUCUCUCUUUCUCUUUUGGCCCUAAACCAAAAUACUAGGAUAUAAAUGUACCAAAAUCAUUUAAGUUAAAACAAAAUGUUUCUCUAUCUAUCUCCCCACCCUCCACCAAUAUACAUGUAAUUUUUACGAGUUCAAUAAGAUGGUUUUUUUUGCCUGUGCUUACAUUACAUAGUUGCAGGGAACAUAAGAAAUGGCUUAUAAAGUAGGAGAACUAAUGUAACCAAUGCUAUGGGAAACAGGGUAAAGAAGGAUAUAGAGAAGGGACUACUUCAGCUGAGCAGACAGACAGUCCUGGGUAAAGGCACUGAAGAUACAAGAACAAUGUGGACAAAGGCCCAUAGGCCAAGUAGAAUGGUUUAUUGAAGGAACAUCAACAGAACAAGGGGUUCCAACAGAGAACAGCAGCAACAGAGACCAAGGAAAUAGGUAAAGUCUGGGUCCUCAAAGGCUUAUAACGCAGCACAUAGAAGGUAAACUAAGAGAAAAUGGAGCAAACAAGACUCUAAGCAGCAAAAUAUAAUAACUGGACAAGCAUCUUCAAAGGUCAUUGUAGCAGUGGCAGUAGGGUGAUUUGGGGGUAUGAAGAAUGACAGACUUAAAGAAAGUAACUUCCAAAGUCCAAGCAAGAAAUGAGAGAGCCUAGGACUAAGUGAGAAGAGACAAAAAUGAAAACAUGAUGAAGGCAGAAUCAACAAGACUUACCCACCACGUCCUUAGCUAUAUGAGUCUAGCGAAGAGAAGGAAUACAGAGUAACUGGUGUGUUGCUUUAGUGGCUCUGUAGCUCACAAAUUAUUUUCCCAGUUAACUUUAAAGAAGAAAAAGCAAGAUUGGCAGAAGAAGAAGUCAAUUCAGAUUAUUUUGAGUUUAAGCAGCCUGUAGGACAGAAAACAGAAAUGCCAAAUCAUUAGCUGAAUACGCAUAACUGGAUUUGAGGAGAAAUGUCUGAUCUGAGUUGGAGACUGGUGACCUAAUCCUUUAUAUUUGAAGCCGUGGGAGUGGAUGUUAUUAAUGAGAAAGACCAGGGAAGGGCAACCAAAAAAAAGUCAAGGGCAGAACCCAGAAUCACACCCACUUUUCAGAAACAGUCAGACAGGAGAACAACAAGAGGAUACUAACAAGGAAAGGUCUGCAAGAUGGAAGCAAGUUUAGGCCAGUGGGACUUCAGAAACUGCAAGGUCAGAAGGAUUUGUUAACCCAAAAGUAUCUGAGACAGGUCUCAAUUUAGAAAGAGUAUUUUCCCAAGCUUAGGAAUGCGUCCCUGACAUAGCCUCAGGCAGUCCUGAUGACAUGUGCCCAAAAUAGUCGGGAUACAACUUACUCUCACACAUUUUAGGGAGGCAUAACACAUCAAUCAAUACACGUAAGAUCGGUUGGAUCUGGAAAGGCAAACAACUAGAAGUGGGUGAGAAGUGGCUUCCAGGUCAUAGGUAGAUUUAAAGAUUUUCUGAUUGGCAAUUGGUUAUUAUCUAAAGACCUAGAAACAAUAGAAACAAAUGUCUGGGUUGCAAUAAGAGCUUGUGGAUACCAAAUAUGAUCGUGGAGAUGAAGCCUCUAAGUGGCAAAUUUCAGAGAGAAUAGAUUGUAAAUGUUUCUUAUCAGACUUAAGGUCUGUGUUGAUGUUGGUGCUGGCUGGCUUUUCCUGAAUUCCAAAAGGAAGAAGGGCAUAAUGAGGCAUGUUGGACCCCCCUUCCCAUCAUGGCCUGAACCAGUUUCUCAGGUUAACCUUGGCAGAGAGGAGGGGUCCAUUCAGAUGAUUUGGAGGAUUGGAAUUUUAUUUUUGGUUUACAGUUUCAAGGAGAAGCAGGACAAUCAUGUCAGAGAGCUUCAGUGAGGCUGAAAAUGCUCCACCAGAUUCAGCAGUCUUUAAGCUAUCAGAAUCCUUUGGCAGGGUAGGGGCUUGGAGGGGUGAGGGUAGAGGGAUGGAGAGGAGAGAAAAGGACAGGCAAAGGGGCACAGAUAUCUCCAUCAGGGAGUGAGCAUGCCCCACACAAAUUCCUUAAGGCAACCUGUGAGGCUAUCGCCUUGGCACAAACCCUAUCACAUGUCAGUCAACUUCCCGGCAAGUCGCAGAUCUUUAGAAACCUUGGUGUGUAUUUCCCUGCUCGGCUUAGGACGCACCCCUGCCUCCACUCCACAAACGUCCAUUGAGUCCUCAAAAACCCGGACAAAUGACCUCACCUCCAAAGCCCCCUCUCUGACGCUCCCAGGAAAAACGAAAGCACCUCAGUUUGUUUUGUCCGUACCUUACACGGCUUUGUAAUUAUCUGUGGUGCCUCUGGCUCAAAUCAAAGCGGGAGCCAGACCCAAAAAGUCAAGGAAGGGAAGCGCCUUCACAGGCCUCGCGUGAGGAGAAAAGAACUACAAUUCCCAUGAGGCGGUGGGUCCAAGGGACCACAAGUCCCAGCAUCCACUGCGCGGCCCAGGCCUGUCAGGGUAGUAGGCGCUGCGUGAGGCGGGUAAAUGUUCGCGGAAGCGGCGAAGAAGACAGGGCCUUGUGGGAUGGCGGAGUUUAAGGAGAAGCCUGAGGCCCCGACUGAGCAGCUGGAUGUCGCGUGCGGCCAGGAAAACUUGCCGGUGGGCGCGUGGCCCCCGGGGGCCGCGCCGGCGCCCUUCCAGUACACUCCUGAUCAUGUAGUUGGACCUGGAGCAGACAUUGAUCCCACUCAAAUAACCUUUCCCGGAUGCAUUUGUGUCAAAACUCCCUGCCUCCCUGGCACUUGCUCCUGUCUCCGCCAUAGAGAGAACUAUGAUGAUAACUCAUGCCUUAGAGAUAUAGGAUCUGGAGGAAAGUAUGCAGAGCCUGUUUUUGAAUGCAAUGUCCUGUGCCGAUGCAGUGACCACUGCAGAAACAGAGUGGUCCAGAAAGGUCUGCAGUUCCACUUCCAAGUGUUCAAGACGCAUAAAAAAGGCUGGGGACUUCGUACCUUGGAAUUUAUACCAAAAGGAAGGUUUGUCUGUGAAUAUGCUGGUGAGGUUUUAGGAUUCUCUGAGGUUCAGAGAAGAAUUCACUUACAAACAAAAUCUGACUCUAACUACAUUAUAGCCAUCAGGGAACAUGUUUAUACUGGGCAGGUAAUGGAAACAUUUGUUGACCCUACUUAUAUAGGAAAUAUUGGAAGAUUCCUUAAUCAUUCUUGUGAGCCAAACCUUUUGAUGAUUCCUGUCCGAAUUGACUCAAUGGUACCUAAGUUGGCACUUUUUGCAGCCAAAGAUAUUGUGCCAGAAGAAGAACUCUCUUAUGAUUAUUCAGGAAGAUAUCUUAAUCUAACAGGCAGUGAAGACAAAGAAAGGCUAGAUAAUGGGAAACUAAGAAAACCUUGUUACUGUGGUGCCAAAUCAUGUACUGCUUUCCUGCCUUUUGACGGUUCUCUGUACUGCCCCUUAGAAAAGUCGAACAUCAGUUGUGGAAAUGAGAAGGAACCCAGCAUGUGUGGCUCAGCCCCUUCUGUGUUCCCCUCCUGCAAGCGAUUGACCCUUGAGACUAUGAAAAUGAUGUUAGACAAAAAGCAAAUUCGAGCAAUUUUUUUAUUCGAGUUCAAAAUGGGUCGUAAAGCAGCAGAGACAACUCGCAACAUCAACAACGCAUUUGGCCCAGGAACUGCUAACGAACGUACAGUGCAGUGGUGGUUCAAGAAGUUUUGCAAAGGAGAUGAGAGCCUUGAAGAUGAGGAGCGUAGUGGCCGGCCAUCAGAAGUUGACAACGACCAACUGAGAGCAAUCAUCGAAGCUGAUCCUCUUACAACUACAAGAGAAGUUGCUGAAGAACUUAAUGUCAACCAUUCUACAGUCGUUCGGCAUUUGAAGCAAAUUGGAAAGGUGAAAAAGCUCGAUAAGUGGGUGCCUCAUGAGCUGACUGAAAAUCAAAAAAAUCGUCGUUUUGAAGUGUCAUCUUCUCUUAUUCUACGCAACCACAACGAACCAUUUCUCGAUCGGAUUGUGACGUGCGAUGAAAAGUGGAUUUUAUAUGACAACCGGCGACGAUCAGCUCAGUGGUUGGAUCAAGAAGCAGCUCCAAAGCACUUCUCAAAGCCAAUCUUGCACCCAAAAAAGAUCAUGGUCACUAUUUGGUGGUCUGCUGCUGGUGUGAUCCACUACAGCUUUCUGAAUCCCGGUGAAACCAUUACAUCUGAGAAGUAUGCUCAGGAAAUCGAUGAGAUGCACCAAAAACUGCAACACCUGCAGCUGGCAUUGGUCAACAGAAAGGGCCCAAUUCUUCUCCACGACAAUGCCCGACCGCAUGUUGCACAACCCACACUUCAAAAGUUGAAUGAAUUGGGCUAUGAAGUUUUGCCUCAUCCACCAUAUUCACCUGACCUCUUGCCAACCAACUACCACAUCUUCAAGCAUCUCAACAACUUUUUGCAGGGAAAACGCUUCCACAACCAGCAAGAUGCAGAAAAUGCUUUCCAAGAGUUUGUCAAAUCCCGAAGCACGGAUUUUUACGCUACAGGAAUAAACCAACUUAUUUCUCGUUGGCAAAAAUGUGUUGAUUGUAAUGGUUCCUAUUUUGAUUAAUAAAAAUGUGUUGAGCCUAGUUAUAAUGAUUUAAAAUUCACGGUCCAAAACCGCAAUUAGUUUUGCACCAACCCUAUAUCUUCAUAGAAUUGAAACAUAAAUUAAAAUUGCAUUUGAAGUAGAUUCCACAGACUUCAUUAAGAAUGUAGAAAUGUGGCCUGGCAUGGUGGCUUACAACUGUAAUCCCAGCACUUUGGGAGGCUGAGGUGGGCAGAUCACUUGAGUCUAAUAGUUCAGGACCAGCCUGGGCAACAUAGUGAGACCCCGACUCUAAUAAAAUAUUUUUUUUUUUUAAGAGUAGAAAUAUGUAUCUUGAAAAACAUUUUGGCCCAAGAAUAAUAACAAUCACACUUGAAGAACAAAGCUUUUCUUUAAAAAAAAUUUUUUUUUAAUUUUCAAAUUACUAUUCACAAAGUAUCAGUGAUAUUAGAUUUUGUUCUUGGCCAAAUGAAAAAUUUUGCCCUAAUUAAAAUGUAGUCAUGCUCCAGUGUGUUACCACUGAACAAAUCACUGAACCUUUCCAAAUGAAAGUUUCCUUAGUUGGGAAGAUUGAGUUAACACAUGCAAAGGGGUUAGAACAAUGCCUGAGUACAUAGAAAGUAUUCAAUAAAUGUAAAUUAUUAGUCUUGAGAACUGUCUGUAGCAUAUGACCCAAAGUUCUCCCUUCUAUUCAGGUGUAAUUAGGAUAUAAUGUCCUUCAAUGGCAGACUUAAAGGGGGAAAAAGUCACAAAGAGGUGACCAGAAGGGUUAGAGCUGAGCAAGAGAGGUUCGUGCCCUGAGCCCUGCGUUUUAGAGUCCCUAGGGUUACAUACAUAGGCACACAUGCAUAAAGAAGACAUGGAUACCAUAACCAGACGAAGACAUUACUAGGAAAGAAAAACAAUACCAAUAUCCCUUUUGAAUAUAGAGGCAAAAAAAAAAAAAGUACUAGCAAAUGAAAUUCAGCAAGAUGUAAAAAGAAUUAUACACCGUGAUCAAGUGGGAUUUAUCCCAGGAACGCAAGGUUGUUUUAACAUGAAAAUCAGUAAAUCCAGUCUGUUAAUGGGAUAAUUCACAAAAAAUAAAUAUAUAAUGAUUUCCAUAGACACAAAGCAUUUGACAAACUCCAACAGCCUUUCGUGAUAAAAGCAGUGAACAGACUAGAAGUAAACAGGAACUUCUUCAACCUGAGAAAGGACAUCUAUGAAGACCCACAGCUAACAUCAUACAUAAUGAUGAAAGACUGAAAGCUCUUAUCCUAAAUUAUGGAACAAGAAAAUGAUCUCCAAGCUCACCACUUCUAUUCAGCAUUGUACUGGAGUUUCUAGCAAGGACAAUUAAGCAGGUAAGAA